Plasmodium vivax (malaria parasite P. vivax) is the source of this 1554-nucleotide messenger RNA. Its product is annotated as exopolyphosphatase, putative. The coding region runs from base 1 to 1554 and encodes 517 amino acids. The transcript has 15 exons. Gene Ontology annotation, cellular component: cytoplasm. The record is from RefSeq and is a predicted model, not a curated record. Gene Ontology annotation, molecular function: exopolyphosphatase activity. Lineage: Eukaryota; Apicomplexa; Aconoidasida; Haemosporida; Plasmodiidae.
AUGAUACGAAAUAAUGAGUUGAAUUGCAAACAUUUCGAUUUAUUUUCUUAUGAGGAUCCCGAAUUAUGCGAGGAGGAAGAUUUGUUUGAGUCUAACCAGGCACCGUGGUUUUACCACCUGACACACUUGCUAGAAUUGAGAAAGGAUGACUUUAAAAAUAUAAAAAGCAUCGUGGAAAAUGAGAAAAAGAGAGGAAUCGAGUACAGUCACAUAUUAGACAUCAUAGACUACCAAACGUAUAGCGACAUCAUGCGAAAAAUAAAUUCCAACAUGAGAAAUGCCUUAUCUGUUUACUUAUUUUCAUGCAAAUAUUUUUUAAGUAAAUACUCCAAAAACACGGAAUCCAACGGGCAUGUGCAUUUUGUGUUUGUGUUUGGGAACAUCACGGCAGAUUUGGAUUCCGUUUGUUCGUCCAUCAUAUAUAGCUUUUUUUUGCACAUAUGGUAUUCCUUAAAGAGCAAAACUGCCAAGGAGAAGAAUUCAGAUGUGCUGAAAUUUUUUAUCCCCGUGAUUAACAUUAAGAGGAGUGACAUGAAGCUUAAAAUUUUGAUCAAUUGGUGGCUGGAAAAAUGUGAGAUAAACAAUCCGGAGGAAAUCCUAGUCUUUAAUGAUGACAAGAAUUUGCUAGAAGUUCUAAAAAACGACCACAAGUACGACAUAUGCUUCGUUGACUUUAAUGACUUUGAGCCGAAUAACAUGUACAACAUAAACAACGUGAAAUCCAUAAUUGAUCACCAUAUGCUUAAGGAAGAGGCGAAAAAUAAAAGAAUAACAAAAUCGAUUUACCCUAUUUAUGUGUGCAGCUGCAUGGUUAUCAUAGCCUAUUUGUAUAAGCAUUCGAGCGAAUUUCUUGGGAUACCUUUCAUUAACAAAAAUAUGAUGUGGCUGAUAUAUGGGACUAUACUAAGGGGUUAUUUAAAAAAAAAUGCAAAAUGUGACUUAGUUUAUUCUAACAAUUUCGCAAAAGGGGAUUUUGGAAAACGAUGGAUACAACCGGACUUGAGCAUUUUCUUAUCCUUGAAAAGAUUUUUUCGAAUAUCAAACAAAAUGGACAUAUACAUUACGUACAGUUUUAACAUUAUGAGGUUUUCCAUAAACUUAAAAAAAUUUGGAAUAGAAAACCUUUUGUUUGCCGAUUACAAAGACUAUAAUUAUGAGCUUUUAAAGAAAAAAAUAAAAAUGAGAAUUGCGUCCAUAGAUUUUAGCAUAGAUUUGCUAUUUUCCAAUGAGGAUGUUAACCGUUUGGUUUAUAAAUUACAUGAGUUGUGCGCUGAAAACAACUUUUCCAUUUUUAUAUUAAUUGGAUCCUAUUUAAAUAAUUAUAGACUGUUUAAAGACAUGGGGAUCUUCUUCUAUAACAAUGACGUGAACAAGGAUGAUUUAAUUAACGCCUUGUUUUUGAACAAAGACAUAAAACUUUCCAAGAAAGGAUGUAAAAACAUAACCUGGGGAAAUGACUCGAAAAUAUUUGACACCUUCCAAAUUAACAAUCAGUGCUACUCCCGCAAAAGAUUAGAGUAUUUUUUAUCUGAGUAUUUUUUUUCACAUGGCUAA